AAGGAGGGGUUUCUAUGAGUCCACGUCGUCCCUCUAAUUAGCUCACAGUGUCUGUAAAAUAAAUCAGUGUAGUGGCUUCACCCCCGCUCAACUGCAGCACGCGCCCCUUAACCUGCUCCUAGCGCGCCAAAACAGAAGGGUCCGCGCGAUCUACCUUGACAUAAACUGAGGCGCGCAAUUGUCACGAGGAGCGCACUAGAAAUGUUUGGUGUUUUCGACAAGUCAGUAAAGUGAGAAAGAGUAAGAGUAAAAAGAAAGAAAGACAAAGAACUUUCCGAUAUCAAUAUAUCCACUUUUACGCACUUGGCGAGGUUGACUUGAAGCGAGACCUAAACUUACCGACCAAGAGGGACUGGUGGAAAAUAGCAAAGUCUCCCAAGAACGUCCGGUCGUGUGUGUCAAUUCAGAGAGACGGCCAAGUGAGCGAGAAGGCAUAAAAUCUCGGCGCGAGGAUGAUGUCCUACAUUAAGCAACCCCAUUACGCCAUGAACGGGUUAAACAUGCCUGGGAUGGACCUGCUACACACCACGGCUGGAUACCCAUUCUCUGUGUCUCUGGAUUUCUCAGCCACCCCACGAAAGCAGCGUCGCGAGCGCACCACCUUCACACGCACUCAGCUGGAUAUCCUGGAGGCCUUGUUCUCCAAGACCCGCUACCCCGACAUCUUCAUGAGGGAGGAGGUGGCCCUCAAGAUCAACCUCCCCGAGUCACGCGUACAGGUGUGGUUCAAAAACCGCCGCGCCAAGUGCCGCCAACAGCAGCAGCAGAGCAGCGGCCAGUCCAAGCCCCGCCCGCCCAAAAAGAAGACGUCGCCCGCCCAGGACCAGCCCAGCGCCGGCCCAGACCCCUCAGCCAACAACCCCUCUGGUUCCUACAGCCCCUCCUCAGCCCCAUCGGGCCCCUCCCUGCCGCCAAGCGGCAACAACCCUGGCAACGCAGCCGUCUCCAUCUGGAGCCCGGCCAUCUCACCACUCCCUGACCCUCUGGCCUCUUCGGCGCCCUGCAUGCAGCGGCCCUCUGCCUACCCGAUGAGCUACGGCCAGCCGCAGGCCUACGCCCAGGGCUAUGCCCAGGGCUAUGCCGGCACCUCCUCCUACUUCACGGGCCUGGACUGCGGCGCCUACCUGUCGCCCAUGCAUUCGCAGCUGUCGGCUAGCGGUGCCCUCAGCCCCAUCACCGUGCCCUCAAUGGGGGGUUCGCUGAGCCAGUCACCCGCCUCGCUCUCCUCCCAGGGCUACGGCACGGCCGCCUCGCUGGGCUUCACCUCCGUCGAUUGCCUGGACUACAAAGACCAGCAGGCCUGGAAGCUGGGCUUUAGCACCAUGGACUGCCUGGACCACAAAGACCAGAAUUCCUGGAAGUUCCAGGUGCUGUAGAGAGAGUGGGAAGAAGAAGAAAAAGAAGAAGAGGAAGAAGAAGAAGAAGAGGGAGAAGUUGUGAAUGAAUAAGGCUCUCGCCAGAUAUACAGUACAAUCAAAUGAUUCUGACUGAACACUUAUUUUUUUCUCUCUGUUUCUCGUUUGUAUGCUUGGUUUUUACAACCCCUGUAGAAUGUGUUUUCUAUUCAGGGGAGAGAGGAGAAGAGAGACCAGUGGACAUUAUUGAUCCCUCCUGACUGCAGGAUAUCAGGUCCAUUUACUUUCUCAUACAGUAGAAGGGAAGGAUGCCCCUGAGGAUCAUACUACUGUAUGGGAAAGACUCGCAGCUACAAACUGAUUUAAACACACGCCAUGGUUCAGAUGCAUUGAUUGGUCUGUGAUGGAAAGACAUCCUCAAGAGAAUUCUACUGAUACAACCACGCUAAACUCAAUUGUUCCUCUGAUGUUUUUUCUGCUGUUGAUGGCUUGAGUUUUGUUUUCAAGAAACACAACAAUAGAUCAAAUUUACAGAGCUUUGAUACUCUCUUAGUCUCUCUUUUUUUUGUUCUGAAAGGCCAUCAGUGUUAAUUUGAGUUUAGUCAUUGUUAUUCUAUGUUACAAUUUAGAUUUUCAUUUGGUUACUUUUAGGCUUUUGGAGCUAACGUGUUACUAUGGUGUUAGGCUAGCAUCAUUGCUAUUAUAUUUUGAUGGAGAAAAAAAAUGGUAUGUUUUGUUGUGUGAAAUAUUAGAGCUAAUUUUUAAUCUACAUUUAUUCCCAGCAAACAUUAUUGUGAUUACAAGUUUGAGUGACAUUUUGGUUUCACAAUUUAAAGGAAGUGAUCAGGUUUUUUCAAACGUACUGUACAUCAUGUAUUGGUAUUCAGAAUCGAAAUUAGUUCAGUUCAAGGACAUGACUGACCCCGAACUUAACAAGUGACCAGUUAACUUCUGAGGAUAACAGUCACCAUGUUGUUAGUUCGUUAGCUAUGGUUUCUAUUGUGUUUCUUAACAGUUUCCACCUUGGCCCACAUGGCUCUCCAGUGCAUCUUGCUAUCGGUUAUUUUUGCUCAUCUGAUUCUAGAGUGGCUCAAUCCUCUUACCCUCCCUUCAGCAAUGUCCUAAGUGAAUUAGUCAGGAUUACCCCUCUGUCUCUCUUUCCUUCUCUCUAUCUCCCCAUCCUUCUUUCUGUCACCAUCUUUCUGUCUCUUUCCCCACCUCUGCCUCUCACUUCUCACUUUCCUUCAGUCAGUGAGUGACAUAUAACAAGAGGAAAACUGCUGAUGCACAACCAAGUUUCAAAAUUGCACCUUGAGUAUUCUACCUUUCUAACUUUCAACAGUAAAUUGAGACCCUGAUUGAGUCCUGAAAAUGUUUGUUUUUGUUUUUUUUAAGUACAGAGGUCCGGACCUCAGUGUCCUCAUAUGUAGCUACGGCCUUGGUCUCUUUCCCUGUUUGUUUGUCUCUCCGUCUACAUGUCUCUCAAUCUUCUGCACCAAUGGUCUCAAUCACUUCUCUUCUCUCUGAACAGGCAAAGUAUACUAUAUAUUCUAUAAAAAGGUUGAUGCCCUUGAUGAUAAUGCUAUAUGGGAAAGACUUAACUAGAAACUAAUUUGAAACACUCAGGCCAUGGUUAAAACAUAUUAAUUCAAACUCUGCUAUCAUGGAGGACAAUGUAAUUACUUCCCCUUUCUUUCCUUCCACUAAUGUCUCAAUGUCAAAAAAAAACAAUCAAGGCUUGGGGUACAGUACCUUCUUCCUA
This is a messenger RNA of Oncorhynchus nerka (sockeye salmon), 3117 nucleotides long. Its product is annotated as homeobox protein otx5-like. Gene Ontology annotation, cellular component: nucleus. Gene Ontology annotation, molecular function: RNA polymerase II cis-regulatory region sequence-specific DNA binding; DNA-binding transcription factor activity, RNA polymerase II-specific. The transcript is spliced from 3 exons. Gene Ontology annotation, biological process: multicellular organism development; regulation of transcription by RNA polymerase II. Bases 453 to 1376 code for a protein of 307 amino acids. Lineage: Eukaryota; Metazoa; Chordata; Actinopteri; Salmoniformes; Salmonidae. The record is from RefSeq and is a predicted model, not a curated record.